Molecule: messenger RNA, 10070 nt
Organism: Monopterus albus (swamp eel)
Lineage: Eukaryota; Metazoa; Chordata; Actinopteri; Synbranchiformes; Synbranchidae
Gene: fbxo33
Product: F-box protein 33
Exons: 6
Coding region: 165-1643 (492 amino acids)
Biological process (GO): positive regulation of protein ubiquitination
Molecular function (GO): protein binding
Source: RefSeq, a predicted model, not a curated record
CCUUGACUGCCGUGCAUUGAAAGCGAGUGGUGCAGUCCAGCAAAGCUGAGAAACGGUUUUCGCUGAGACGCUGUAUUUCACCGCUGUAGAACGGAUUUUUACGACGGUUCUAACAUUUCAUUUAUAUCUAACUGGUUUUCAGACAGCGGCUUUCUUAACUCGCCAUGGCUCUGUGCGGGGGUGUCGGGGCCAUGGCUUUACCUAGCGAGCUUAUUGUGCACAUAUUCUCCUUUCUGUCUGAUCGGGACAAGCUCCGGGCCUCGGCCGUGUGUUCACGCUGGAGGGAGUGUCUGUUCUACCCUGCUCUGUGGACCGAGCUCAAACUGCGGAUAGGUGGUGGUUGUAACGGCAGCAGGUCCAGCUCCGAGGAGACCUCGAGACUAGAGUUUCUCAUGCGGAAGUUUGGCUCGUUUGUGCGUGAGAUACAGGUGGAAGUCGCACUGGCCGGAGGCUGCCUUAGCCCUUUGAACAGCGACCCGUCCACCACCAGGAUGGACCAUCCUCCCGGUCCUGAUAGUGACCCGCAGCUCCCCGAGCGAUGGAGAGACGCCAUGGCUACCUACUUGGACCAGGUGUUGUGUGUAUUCAUCAGCAUCCGAAACAAUAGAAACCUGCAAAAGCUGAGUCUGUAUGGAGACACAUGCAUUCUCCAGCAGGAUGGAGGAUACAGCUCUAUCCUGCACCAGAUUCACCAGGGAGACAAAAAGAUCAAUGAAAUCCAGCAGUUGUUCAUGGAGGUGCUGUCUAACAGCAGGCAGCUGCGGUGGUUGUCUUGUAGCUUCAUGCUGGGUCUGGUGACUUCGUGCUCUUUGGCCUGCCUGUCAAAUCCUUCAGCUGAGACCCUACAGCAUCUUAGUGUGCUGGACCACCAGCUAGGUCCUCUCAUAUCACCAUCAGAGCUGGAACGUCUCUCUAAUCUUCAUUCUCUGGCUCUGGAUUUCUCUGACUUGACAUCUGAGCUUUGUGGUCUGCUGGCUUCUCCACACCGUACUCCACUGCACCGCCUCUCCCUGCUGCUGAACGGCGCUGCCCUAGAGUGCAAACCAUUAGAAGGGAUUGCUACAGAGGAUGACUGGAAGGCACUGGUUCGUGUGAGUGCCAACCUACGAGUGUACAUCAUGGCCCUGGAGGUAGACAGCUCAGAGCUCCUCAGGGUCCUAAAGCCUAGCCUGCCUCUGGAGCGCCUUCACCUCGACAGUUGCAGCACACUGGUGACCGACGCCACAUUGGAGCUCGUCUCUCAGCAGUACAAAAAAACACUGACUCAGUUCCUGCUCCUGAGGGAUGGCCCUGACUUUCCUGACCUCAGUAUCAAUCGCAAUGAGGACCCAUUGGUCCUCUUAGCAUGGAGAUGUACUCAGCUGGCUGUACUGGUGAUACAUGGUUACACUGUGUGGUCCCACAACUUGGUGGCCAUCUCUCGGCUGCGAGGCUCCAGCCUUCGUGUCCUGACUGUCUCUGAGGAGAGCAUCGACUUUGAUCCAGACCAGUGCAUGGAAGGCAACCCAGUGCAUACCCUGGUCAAAGAGGUUUCACUGGGCCUCGGCCGUGUCUGGCACCCUUGUCUGGAUUCCAGCCUGGUUUUGUCCGAACCCACCCAGCACUUCCACCACGAGCUGCACGCCUUCAGCAUGGGCAUGUAGGCAGGGUUGGCAAACCCAAACCAACACAUCACAGUCCAAACUGUCUCAAGACCAGGCCAGACCCACCAGGCCCAAGUCAGCUCAGACCUCUGAACCAGGUCAGAAAUAGACCCAAGUGAGAAAUCGAAAAUGGAUCUUUGAAUAAUCUAUUAAUUAAAUUGACGCGAACUGAUGUGGGCUUUUAUUUUUUGUUUCUUUCAUAGAAGUCUUAGCACACAAUCAAGCCCCACCAGUUUCCAACAUAUUCCCUGUUCUCUUGCUUUGCUUCUUGAUGAUCUAGUUAGCCAGUGACUUGGAAAACCCAACUUAGUUGGGACUUUGUCCAGUUUAAGAAUAUUCAAAACUGGAUAAUAUAAUUAACCAUUUGAUAUUCAUUUUGUUUGAAGGAUUGCCAGUCUCUGAUGACUGACAAAUCUUUAGUCAUGAGAGUGUUUAAUUUGUCUACUAAAAUGGGUCAUCCUGCUUCUUAAAAAUGCCCUCUUGCCUGGCAUGACCCAGGCUGGUCUGGUCUUGCAACAAUAAGUAUUCAGAGCUCAAUGUUCCUCCUUCACCUUAACCUCCAGAAGCUCUAUAUAUUGUAACUUUGAAUUUUUAUUUUUUUUUCACUGUUUUUCAUCUCCCUGCUCUGUGUGUAAUCUUGUUUUUCCUGUGUGGUGGUUUCCUUGCCUGUAUAGGCUUUGUGUGUAUUUAAAUACAGAUAUUAAUAUCCUGCUCAUAGCUAGAACAGGACAGGCAGGUGGGUUGAGUGAUGGUCUGGUGGGAUUUGGGGUUGGAGGGAGUGGUAGCGCGUGUUGAGACAUAAGCUACUGUCUUUAUUUGUGAAACUUUAACUUUUGUUUUGUGUCUGUCAGUCUGCUCCAUUCUAGCAAAAGUUGGCAUGUACAAACUAACUGAUCAGUCACUUCCUGGGUAAUUCAACCUCAGCUGCUUCUUCUGUUGCACUGAAAGAGCACCUUGUGUACUUGUCCACUAAUCCAAGAGCCUUGCCAGCAGGGUUGGAAACUCCACUGUAAGAUAGCUGACUGAGGCUGGUGCAAAUCAGUUUAAACAGCCAUAUGAGUGCCAUGACGUGAGUGGCAUUUCAAAGCCAGCUGGGUUUUUUAAGGGUUAUGAGCCCCUUACUGGUGGUGUUAUGGAGAAUAUUGUUGCAUGCUUGCUGCCAACACAUUUCCAACCCUGCACACUUGUCGACUUUUUGAGAAGCCUCACCUGUUGGCUAAAUAGAGAGCCUUGUCUUCUGACUGACAUUCAGAGCCAAUAAUUAAGAGUCAACCCAUCAUAGUCAACACACCCCUACUGUGUAUUAAUUUGUAGUGAGCUGGUAGUAGAGCUUCUAUAUUCAGGAUAAAUAUAGCUGUCUUUGCUCUCCUUUAGAAAUCACCUGGUAUCACCGGUUCCAGUGUCAGGAUAUCAAGUCAAAUGAAUGAACAGGAGAGUGCACCAUGACAUGAGGGUCUUCAGAUAGUUCUGCAUUAUUCAAGAGAGGACAGGUUUUCAUUCCAUAAUGCCAUAUACAUCCUUGUUUUGAUAAAAUCUUUGUGAAUGCUUCCAGAUUCUCAGCAAGGCCAUGCUGAAAUAUCAGUGUUCUGUCAGCACAGCUUCCUAAGUUGGCAGAUACUAAAUCUAGGUUUUGCAGUUAUGCUAGCAGUACUGGGGGUAGGAAGCAGUUUUUCCACAGUGGUGAUCUUCUUGUUAUAGAGUAAAGCAAUUCAUGAUUUUGGAUAGAGACAAGAAAAGGGUGCACUGAAUGUAACUCAACUCUCAUGCUGUUGGCCAGUUAGGCAAGUUUGUUUUGUUUUGUUUUUUAUUGAAGGCUUACUGUGUGGUUGUAUUUGCUACAGAAAAUUAUCAGAUUCAUAUCCUGCUACAAUAGUUGGGGCUGCUGAAUAAAUGAGUUUGGACAUUCUGCUCUUGGUUGGUGGAGAAAUGGUGUCUACAGCACAACAAAGUUUUGUUUUUGUUUUUGUUUUUUUGAGAUGGAAGGUUCUUCUGUCAGUGUCUGGUAGGGUUUUAACAUCACUAUGACCAGGACAGAGGUGGUGUUGAUGCUGUGCAAGGUGUGUGAAACAAUCGGUUAAUGUGAGAAAUACUCUUAUUUAUUUUGUCUUAAGUCACAGUUGCCUUGGAAACAAACCCUUGCUUUCUGGAUGCAGUUGAUGUUACUGAUGAUGUUUAUCUUGCCAUCUGAUGAACCCUCGCUUCACCUUGGAUGAAGGGUCAGCAAACUUAAUCAUACAUUUGUUUUCAAAGAUUAAGCUAGACUAAGGAAUGGCAAAGUCGAUCUGCUCAUUGCACAUGUUUUGUAUGUUCUGUACCAGGAUAGGGAGUGACUGGAGCAGUCGAUGGAGGACCUGCUGGGCCCAAUUACUCUCUGAACUGAAUGUAGUCAGUUUGCAGGAGUAAGUGACACAGUAGCUUUUGUCUGGCUGUGCUGCUGGCUUGUUCUUUAGGCAUUCAUUCUCAAGGGUAAGGAGAUGGCUUUGACUUCAGAUUCUAACUUUUGAGAAUCACUGAGUGAACACUUUUACAAAUGAUUUAAUUGUUCCUGCAGCUCAGUGAAAGUGCUAACAUGUUCAUGGUCCAGGCCAGGCACCAUAGACAAAAUAUCUUGUGCUUCAGACACAUCACAAGCUGAUAACUGGGCGCAGUAUUUUUUGUGUUGGAUGCUCCAGUGUGGUGACUUUCAAGUGCUUAUGACUUUCAAAUAGCCAUUGGUAGGAAAGUUAUCCUCCCAAGAGCAAUGGUACUGCAGACUGUGAGGGUCCAUAUCAAGGUUAUAAUUUACAAGGCUGACUAUUUUACUUUUUAUUUUAUUUUAUUUUAUUUUAUUUUAAGGGUGUACUGAUACGGAGCCACAGUUAAAAUAAAAGCAGACCAGCACUUUUGCUUGGUUCAGAAUGAACUGGUCCUAGUAGUGGGCCUGUGGUUACCAAAUGUUUGCUUGUUUGUUAAAGGGCCUUGAUGGUUUAGCCAUCUAGUUCUUGGUCCGUAUCUCAGGAGAAAUGCACUUUGGUACCAAGAGUUUCGUUGUGGCCAUCUGUGGCUGUGUGUGUAUAGAGCUAUACACUCCCACUCAGAGGGGACAGCAGCACCAACAUAACACUUUUUAGACCAAAAUAUGUUGGUUUUUUUAUCUUCUCCUCCCUUUUUUGUUCUCAUCUCUCGUUUUAAAGCUGAACUUUGUUUCUUUGUAUUGUGUAUGGUCAUUGUGUAAUAAGAAGGAAUAGUCACAGCAGUUUUGUCAUCUCUGCUAGGUAGACAGAGUUUUACAAACAACUGAUUUGAACAAGCCAGUUUUACAGAUUAGCUAUUGCUGGCACCUCACUAGAAGUCAGAUGUCAUUGUUUCAGUCCUUAUGGCCCAGGAUAAAAGAAGAGUUGUGUUUUUGCAAGACAGCUCAGACAUGUCAGCUCCAGCAGAAUAAAUUUUGUCACGUUAUGCAUACAAAGCACUUUUCUCAUCCUAGGUUUCACGUCCCACACAGUGUUCCAAGAUGGAGGCCUUAGGAGAAAUCUUGUAGGAACAUGUAGGCCACACAACUUCAGAGGGAAAAAUGAACAGUGAUGUAGAUAAUACACAUGAGUAGAAAGUCAUUCCAAAGCAGUGUCUUAUUGAUUAUUGCUUCUGUUAGGUUUUGUUUUGUCACUGAAACACACAAAAAAUGUUAGUGAAGAUGGUGUGGAUAGAGCUUUGUGACAAGACUGUGUGAGCAGCACAGAUAGGCACACUCCUCUCAGACAGUUGGACACAUCAGGAGACAACCAGUAUGCCUGAUCCCUGUGUGUCAUUGCCAAUAGCUAAAUAUAGAGCCAUCUUGUGCCUGACAGCUUCUGGAGUCUCACUGAUUUUCCAUCCUCUGCUCUGCCCAAGUUGUUUGUUAAUUGUUGCGAUUGUAAGUUUUCACUUUAAGGAAGCAGUAUUAUGCAGUAACUAAGGUUCCAGCACGUGUUGUAAAUUCCCUUGGAGCGUACCUGUAUGUACAAGUUUUCAUGUGAAACUGUCAAGUGUAACCUGUAGAAAUGUGUGAAUGAGACGGGAUGGAUAUGUGUAUGCUAAGUUAUCAGCCAUGAAACAAUCAUACAUGUUCUGUAUAGUGUGUGUAUUUAUGGGGGGGCUUGUUUGAUGUCCAGUGAUAGAGUUGUAUCACUUCUACUGCAGCAAGAAACGGGAACAGAAAUCGUUUAUUCUCAGGGUACAGUCAGUUUUCAAGUGGAGGAGAUAAAGUAACAAUAGCUCAGGCAUCUAGCUCACACAUAUGAAUAUUAAGAGUCACUGGAUCUGUUCUCCUCCCUUGAUGUGUUUUUUGCUGCCAAAGACCACAGUAGAACAAAAGUAACACAGGCACAGGUCACUCUGAAGUGCCCACGUAUACAACCACUGGCAGGAAGCGGCUCUAGUAUUAUCCUCUACUCACCGCCUCCUUCUAGUAUUUUCUAUGCUGUCAUUUAUUUCUUUGUCCUUUAGUCCUGGAUUCUUCCACUGACAAGUGCCACUCUGUUUUUUUGUCCAGCCUCAGGCCUUGUUAUACGAUGGACCACACUGUGCUGAACAGUAUCAUUCUGUGGUUGGGACUUUAAACAAAAGCUUGGCCAGUGUUUCCUUAGUGGCCGCACUCUUAUUUCAAAUUUAGGAUUUCACUGACUGGUUGCGUAGGAUGUGUGUUUAUGGUGGACAUUUAUUUCCAAUCUGUUCUAAUUAAAAGAGGCUAGCGGCCUUGUUUCCACAACUGGUACAAUGUGGCCAGAUUCCACUCUCUAAAUGCUGCACCUUCACAGAGCAGAGCAAGGCCUUGCUAGUCCGGUGCAGUACAGUUAAUUCGUGUAACAGAGGUUUACGCAGACAUGCCUGGAGUUGGACCAUGUCAACAAUAUUUGCUUGCCACCACACUCCUUCCUGUUUCUCUUUUCUCCAUCACCUGUUUCACUGUGAGGAGUGAGUGAAUGUAAAACUAAUUUUGAGGAGGACAUGAGGUUUGGUUCAAGCUCCGCACAUGUCAGGGACUAAGCACUCCCUCAGGUGCUUCCAAAAGUUACUUUGUGACAGAUUGUAGCUUCCUAGCAAGGACAAAGGCCAUUGUGCCUGCUGUGAUAUGCUGUAUGGUGUGUAAGGUCAAAUAUGAUAGCAAGCUUUUAGUGCCAGCCUUUUGGAGCUGUAAAGUGCUGCUGCUAGAGAUGUACAAGGAACAGGACAUUCCAUAUAAAGGGUCACUCAGGCCAUCUGACUACAAAUGGUUUACUACCUACAUGGCUAAAGUGUCUGCAACCCCCCCGUCUCAUUUAUAAUAUGCUAUACUUGUAGUGGUCUGUUUUUGAAGCGAUGCAGCAUCUAGUACAAACGAAUCACACCAGAUUAACAACUCGCUCUUUUGAAGGUUAGCUAUGUUGCUAAUUAAUAUCUGUUUCUGCUUUCACUUGAUUCCUCUGCACCUUGAGGUCAUUCAAGGACUGUUUGUCCAGUACACGGGUGGUCACAAGUGAAAGCACUCCACACAGGCUGUGCUAUAUAUGAGGACUAGCAUAUACAGAAAGCGGUUGACACACAGCUAGCGGAGCCUUAGUUUUAACAGGUUCUGCCACUACAGUGACAGGCUUGAAGGCUCGAGAGGGGAGAAGGGUGUUAGUUAUUCAUGAGAGGAUGGCUAACAGUUGCUACUUUGAUGUAGUUGGAGCAUGUUCUGUCCUUUUGUUCUGUUUGUUUUGUUUUUUGUUCCUUAUUUUUUAUGCUCUUUAUAUGCAUCUGUAAAGAAAUCCUGGAAGGCAGCAGGGCCCCAGUGGCCUGAUGGGUAAUUGAAUCCCUACAGAGCUGGCCUCUAAUGUAAUCCAUCUGAGACAGUUUGCCUUGACAGCUCAUUAAGGCUGUAGUCUUACAGACAUUUGUCUUGUGUUUAAAAAAGCAAACAAACUGUGAGCUGAUUGAUGUGAGGGCGUGCUGUUGUCAUGUACUGGUGAGAUAAUAAAUUAUAAUCCAGGAAGUCCAGCUAGUAGGAGGAGAUGUGUCGAAUGCCAAAAGCGCACACACCGGAUUUUACACUUCUGGAAAGUUACCAUGGCAGUCACGAUAAUUGUUUCCCUGCUGUGUCAGUAUACGUCCCACAUUCAAAUGAAUGAGAAGGCCUAUGAUGGAUUUUUAUUUUUUGUUUUUCCUUCACAGUGAAAGUCUGUCUGGACAUGGUUUGCUAAUGUGUUGUGAACUGUGGUUAUACAGGGGUCUGGACAUGUCUGUCUUAUCAGGCCCAUAUACAAAGAGUUGGGUUUGGCAAUACUUAAUAGCCAAUACUGAUACCACUGACAUGGACAAACGUUUGAGUGCGUGUUGUUAUAGUACCAAAGUAGCAUCAGGCUCAGUCACAGACAGACACACAUCAGACAUGACUAGUUUCAUUUCCAUUUGAAUCAUUGCCAACUGCAUCUGUGAUCUUGAUUCUCAGGAUGUUUGAGUUCACUUAAAAAUAGCCUUAGAAGAGGUGAAAACAUGGUUCUUGCCUAAAACCUUUACUGAAAUAGAGAUGGGGAAUGUGAAAUGUUUCUGAAGUUAAGAGACAGGGUUUCCUGAUCACAGUGCAAGAUUUCAGAUGCUUCCUUUGUGUUUGUUUUUGUUUUUUAAAUCUAAAUGCUAAGACCAUGGACUACUACCAGCACAUGCCAGACUUUGAAUGAAUGAAUGUGAGAAAUCUGAUUAACAUCCUAUUACUUGGGGAAAAACACUGGAUGUGCAUUGCACUGGUUUAAAUCAGUCGUGUAUAACGGAUAUAGCUCGACGUGUGUGAGGCUAGUUAUAAUCUCAGAGGAGGAAGGGGGGGUCGCACAGUGAAGGCCUUAGAGGACUAAUGUUCUCCAUUUUUCAGUUUUUGCCAUAGCUGACACUAAUACUGGUUUUCUAGCCAGCUUAUGAUGAUGAUCUCAGCGUGACUGGAAUGUGGUAGUUUUACAGAAGAAACCACAAAAUGGCGCUGAUGACAUAACCAGGCCAAAGUAUCAGAGCUGUGCUGCAUACUGUUGAGGUUGAUCUAGCACCUGGCUAUACGGAGCUGAUAUUCAUGGUCAGUGUCAGCCAAUUGUCUUCAUUUAGCCGUCAGCUACUGUGGCUCUGAUGUUUGUGACUGGUUAAACAAAGUCUUUCUUGUCAAGCCUGGAGAGCCAAACCUCCUAAUUGACCAGGCAGGCAGGCAGGCCUGCUGCCCAGACUGGUCUCACAACUAUGCAAGAAGAAUGCAUAUAAUCCACACCCUUCAGUUUUUAAUUUUUUUUUUUCCUGUUCUGUUUUUAUAUUUAGUUUUGCUUACUGUCACAUUGUAGAUAUGAAGAUGUAAACUAAUAAGAACUUGCAAAGACAAUACUUGGCCUUAUGAUGAUUUAUGAAAUGUUAUCAUUUAGUUUUAAGACCUUCUGACUCUGGUCAGCCAGCCCAAUGACAGCAGCGGUGACAGCGGGCUCACUUUUGGUCUCUGUGAGACUUGCUAGUCGGCCCCAGUUUUAUCGUGGUACGAAUGUUGUGCAUUUGUUUAAAAUCAGGACAGUUUGCAAUAACAGCAGUCUUACUAGUGGCCACAAAGGGGCACAAGCAGUGCUGACAGCGCCCGGGCUGCGUCUUCAGAAAACCAUAGAGGAAGAAAUAUAAACUAUAUAAAUAGAUAUAUUAACUCACACAGUGCAUAUUUGGUAUCAGCAAUGCAUUACCGUGGAUUACUCUUAUGCAACACAUGUCCAGGUUCAAUUUAUGAACAUUAAGUAUAUUCUGAGAUCUUACAGACUUUGUAAAUCAGACAUUGUUGUUUUUUGUUUUGUUUUUUGCAAAACCAGUUUUACCAUCCUUAAUAUUCUGAGCAUUAUGUUCCUGUGUGAUUGUGUUUGUUCAGUUGAACACAGCAGUGGGUUUUACCUUCCUUCUGUAAGCAGGGAACCAGAUGAAGCCCAAAAUCCAGUUGGACAAGAUUUCAUUUAUCAUGUAUCAUAUUGCAGAGACAUUCUAAAACAUCAAACUCUGAUCUAGACAUGGUUUUUAAAUAACUGAGACGAGUUUUUAACUCAGCUAAAUUAUGAUUGCAUGUUUCAUACAAAGCAACAUCUGGUUCCAGAUUGCUGGGUACUCAACCACAAGGGUUAUAUCGACCCCAGGGUCCCCACUAGUGUUCAUGUGUCCAAACAUUUUCAUUAAGGACCUGCUUACACUUGGGUGAAUUUUUAAGACUGAAAUCUUCCCAGCUGUAGUGGAUGAGUCUGCAGAGAGAGAGAGAGAGAGAGAGUCCUCACCUGCUGAGAGGACAAUUUUUAUCAUGGUUCUACUGUGGAGAAAAACAAACCUCCAUGUAAAACCUCUUAAAUGACAGAUGAUGUACACUUAGGGGUCAACCUGCCGAAUGUUGAUUUGAUUUAAUGUUGAAUGAAUGCUUCUCUUCUUUUAGUCAGUGAAUAAAAGCAUUAAACCCGU